Messenger RNA from Dissoconium aciculare CBS 342.82, 1141 nucleotides. RefSeq lists its product as uncharacterized. The coding region runs from base 117 to 857 and encodes 246 amino acids. The transcript has a single exon. The record is from RefSeq and is a predicted model, not a curated record. NCBI's taxonomy places the organism in Eukaryota, Fungi, Ascomycota, Dothideomycetes, Mycosphaerellales, Dissoconiaceae.
UCGCUUUUGGUCUUGCGCUGACCCGACGUAUGAGCCCAAAAUCACUCGGCUUCAACAAUCGCACCUUCCAAGGCUCUAAGGCCAGCUUGUCGAUCUCUCUCCUCCGAUGAGCGAGGAUGUUACCGCAACAACGACUGUUCCUUCAGUCGAACCCACGCCCAUUCAGCAAUCAAGCCGACGGUUACUUAUCCUGCUCCCGGAUAGCGAGAGUGCCCGUGCCGCGGCAAGGACGGCACCGGUUUCCGUCUAACUCGUGCUGCCUCAGCGAUCAAGCCCCUGUUAUUACUCAGCUUCAGAAAGUAAGCAAGCAGCAGAUUACUCAUCGCCCCCCCCUGACAGUGCGAAUCGCAGAGCAACCACGACUGCGCCUUCGGUCUGACUCGCGCUGCUGCAGCGACCAAGCAGCAACAUCCUCCUCCUCUCUCCCACACAGCGUCACUGUCGCAGCAACUACGACCAUGCUCCUCGUCUCACAUGCACUACUCCAGCAACAAAGUCGCAUAGUAGCCAUCCCUUUCCAAGGCAGCAAUGAUGCCGCGGCUAUUGCAGGAUGGCCCCCGACCUGGAUCUCUCUCGCGCCGCAUUCGCCGAGGCCUUGCAAGAGUGAAGCUGUGUGUGCAUGUUCGUGCACCCACGCGGGUGUGUGGGAGAAAGCCAAUACGAGGAGCAACUAUAUAAUGCGCGACUUCUGUCAAACUCACAGGCGAGACAAGGACGGAUGGGCAAAUCGUCGAGUGUGGCGUAGUGGCGUCAGCGCCGGGGCGGUCGUGGGCAAGAGGGCAAGUCGGGAGUUCGAACCCGGUCUGUGUCCGCACACUUCAAGAACCGUUUCCGUAAUACACAUUACUAGUAGAUAGAUAAAAAGCAAACCCCGCUGGACUUCGGUUGGACGGGUUUCUCUCCCCUUCACUAGAAGGGCAGUUCUUUUGCUUCCGCCGAGGUCUACAUUCCGUCAGGAAGUGUUGCUUUUUUGCUCUUGGAAGUAUUCACCAAGCACAUGGUCUGAGUUGCCUCAGUGAUGAAGCAGCCGAGCCGUUUUUUCGCGCCUCUCAGAGAAGGAGAAAUCGCGACAAUGGCCACCUCACGCGAAGUCCUGAGCAUGUGCAUCGAAGACAACAUCCAGAGGAAGGGCACCCAGUAA